AUGGCGCUCCGAGCCAAAUCCCACACAGACCUGCAGUCAGCCGGCUCGUCAGACGACAGCCUGAGCAAGUCCCUCUCCUUGAGCAGGGUCGGCUUCGGGAAGGGGACCGCUGAAGAGGUCAGGGUUCUGUCCAGGCCCACACGGAGGCCCUUGAGAGUGGUCAGGCCGGUGAGCGCUGUCAGCAACAAUGGUUCCUUCCUGCAGAUCAACCACCUGCAAGGAGAACUGGUCCGAAAGAGGAAGGAGUGCGAGGACCUGAGAAGGGAGAACAAGUUAUUAUCCAAUGAGAUCCGCAUGGAGAGGAUCGCCAUGCGCUCAGAGAACGAGCUGAUGAUGAGGAACCUGAGGAACGUCAACCAGGAGCUGCAGGCUCAAGUCAAGGACAUGAAACAGCGUCUGUACCAGAGUCAGCAGAGGGCGACAUUGUGCUCGCAGGCCGUGGACGAGGCAGAGGCGCUCAGAGGGGAGGCGGACAAGGGCAGGGCCCUCGCUGAGGCCCGUGCCCUCGCCAGCCAGCGAGAUAAGGAGGAGGCCCAGGAUGACAGGAAACGCCUGAGGGAACAAGUGGAGCAGCUUCAGAAGGAGCGCUGUGAUCUUCAGCUGGUGCUGGCACAGACAGAAAAGAACCUCUUUGAGACCAAGCUGAAACUGGACCGAGUGUCUGGGGAGAAACAGGCCCUGCAGCAGGACAACAAGGGUCUUGAGCAGGACCGGGACGCCUUGCGACACAAGCUGAGACAGACCACGGAGGAGAACAUACAACUCAAAGAGAGCGAGGCAGAAUGGAAGUGCAGAGCAACGGCCUGCCAGGAGGCGAGCGAGAGGGCUGAACGAGGCCGCCAGGAGGCCGAGAAAGAGAGGCGUCUGGCUGAGAAGGAGCGUCAGGAGCGGGCAGCCGAGUGCCUCAACUGGAAGGAGAAACAUCUGGUUCUGGACCACAUGGUCCGAGCCCAGGAAGACAUGAAGGCCCUGAGGCAGGACAAAAGUUGCCAAGCCAACAUCAAGAGCUACUUUCUCUGCAUGACAGAAAGUGACCAGCGAGUGAAAAUUCUCAAAAAUCAAGAUGGCUCACCCAGAAAUUUUAUGGAGGGUGACCCCGUUUACAUCUCUACACCAGAGUGCAACUCGGAAGAAUCUGAGAGGAGCUCAUCGAGGAUGAUGUUCCGAGUGAGCGCCCCGCUCUCUGUGAGGGAUUCAGGACCGAGUCACUUUGACGAGUUGUCACCUUUAGAAGGAGGGCGUCCAGACUCUGCCAACCAUCGAAGAGGCAGGAAGGUGGUGGACUACUUCUGGAUCCCAACAGACCAGGACUAAAUCGACAUAUGCAACAUAUGGAACAUAUGGAACCCAUAUAUGGAAGACAGACACGUCAUUUGACUUUAAUUCAGCUUUUGAGUCUUAUUGUAAC
Molecule: messenger RNA, 1408 nt
Organism: Dunckerocampus dactyliophorus (ringed pipefish)
Lineage: Eukaryota; Metazoa; Chordata; Actinopteri; Syngnathiformes; Syngnathidae
Product: myosin-9
Exons: 8
Coding region: 1-1314 (437 amino acids)
Source: RefSeq, a predicted model, not a curated record